This is a messenger RNA of Purpureocillium lilacinum, 1380 nucleotides long. RefSeq names its product pyruvate dehydrogenase complex dihydrolipoamide acetyltransferase component (E2). The record is from RefSeq and is a predicted model, not a curated record. Gene Ontology annotation, molecular function: dihydrolipoyllysine-residue acetyltransferase activity. Gene Ontology annotation, biological process: pyruvate decarboxylation to acetyl-CoA. NCBI's taxonomy places the organism in Eukaryota, Fungi, Ascomycota, Sordariomycetes, Hypocreales, Ophiocordycipitaceae.
AUGCUCAGCGCCGCUCUUCGGAGGCGAGUCCUCGCCCCAACUCACAAUGCCCUCCGGACGGGCUUCACCUCGCACGUCGUGAGGUACUAUGCCUCCUUCCCGGACCACCAGGUCGUCAAGAUGCCUGCCCUGUCCCCCACCAUGCAGGCUGGCAACAUCGGCGCCUGGCAGAAGAAGGCGGGAGACUCCAUCGCCCCCGGCGACGUCCUGGUGGAGAUUGAGACCGACAAGGCCCAGAUGGACUUUGAGUUCCAGGAGGAGGGCGUCAUCGCCAAGAUUCUCAAGGAUUCUGGCGAGAAGGACGUGUCUGUCGGCAGCCCCAUUGCCAUCCUUGUCGAGGAGGGCACCGACAUCUCUGCCUUCGAAAAGUUCACCCUCGAGGACGCAGGCGGCGACGCCAAGGCUGCCCAGCCCAAGCAGGAGGAGAAGACCGAGUCGCAAUCGGCCCCGGCCCCGGCCCCGUCUCCCGCACCCGAGCCCGAGCAGUACUCUUCCUCCAAGGGCAAGCUGCAGACCGCCCUCGACCGCGAGCCCAAUGCCUCUCCUGCCGCCAAGCGACUGGCCCGUGAGAACGGUGUCAGCCUCGACGGCCUCAAGGGAACCGGCAAGGGUGGCAAGAUCACCGAGGAGGAUGUGAAGAAGGCUGUCAGCAGCCCGGCCGUUGCCGCUCCCGGCGCGAACUUUGAGGACAUCCCGAUCAGCAGCAUGCGCAAGGUCAUCGCCAACCGCCUGCAGGAGUCUGUCCAGAACAACCCCCACUUCUUCGUCACCAGCUCCCUGUCCGUGACCAAGCUGCUCAAGCUGCGUCAGGCCCUCAACAGCUCGUCCGAGGGCAAGUACAAGCUGUCGGUCAACGACUUCCUGAUCAAGGCCAUUGCCAUCGCCUCCAAGAAGGUCCCCGCCGUCAACUCCAGCUGGCGUGAGGGCAGCAUCCGUCAGUUCAACACGGUCGACGUCUCCGUCGCCGUGUCUACCCCGACCGGUCUCAUCACACCCAUCGUCGCCGGUGUCGAGGCCCGCGGCCUUGAGUCCAUCUCUGGCAAGGUCAAGGAGCUCGCCAAGAAGGCGCGUGAUGGCAAGCUCAAGCCCGAGGAGUACCAGGGCGGCACCAUCUCCAUCUCCAACAUGGGCAUGAACGCCGCCGUCGACCACUUCACCGCCGUCAUCAACCCUCCCCAGGCCGCUAUUCUGGCCAUUGGCACCACCAAGAAGGUUGCCGUCCCUGUCGAGAACGAGGAUGGCACCACCGGCGUUGAGUGGGAGGACCAGAUCACGGUCACUGCCAGCUUUGACCACAAGGUCAUCGACGGCGCCGUUGGUGCUGAGUGGAUCCGUGAGGUCAAGAAGGUCAUCGAGAACCCCCUGGAACUUCUUCUCUAA